Messenger RNA from Stegostoma tigrinum, 1380 nucleotides. Its product is annotated as serine protease HTRA2, mitochondrial-like. Lineage: Eukaryota; Metazoa; Chordata; Chondrichthyes; Orectolobiformes; Stegostomatidae. The record is from RefSeq and is a predicted model, not a curated record. The coding region runs from base 18 to 1286 and encodes 422 amino acids. The transcript is spliced from 8 exons. Gene Ontology annotation, biological process: positive regulation of apoptotic process; proteolysis; programmed cell death. Gene Ontology annotation, molecular function: serine-type endopeptidase activity; protein binding. Gene Ontology annotation, cellular component: mitochondrion.
UGCUUCUUGUUUCCAAGAUGGCGGCGCCCAUUGCCCGCUCUCUCCGCUGGUUCGGGCCCGGGCUCCGGGCCUUGGGGACGGGCCGCGGGGGGCAGCCCGGGCUCCGUGCACUGGCGUGUGGGCUCAGGCCCUGGGCCGAUGGCGAGGAGCCCGGUGCAGGCUCUAACUCCAAAACCUGGUGGGGCCUGGGCCCCGGGGCGCUGCUGCUGCUACUGUGGCGGGAUCGGGAGCGGGAGGCCGAGGCCCGCACAGAGCCCAGGCCGCCCUCACGCCUCGGGCUCCCCGCGCUGUUUCUCCCCCAGGUACAGGCCGCUCGGCCCGUUCCCCCAGACAGUCCCCGCUUCAAGUUCAACUUCAUCGCGGAUGUGGUGGAGAAAACAGGCCCCGCCGUGGUUUACAUCGAGAUCCUGGGGAGGCACCCGUUCAGUGGCCGGGAAAUGCCAAUUUCCAAUGGCUCGGGUUUUGCUGUGACAGAGGACGGCCUGAUAGUGACCAAUGCCCAUGUGGUUGCCAACAAGAGGAGGGUGAGGGUGAAACUGGCGAACGGAGAGAUGUAUGAAGCAUCAGUACAAGCUAUUGACCAGGUGGCUGACAUUGCCACCAUCAAAAUCAACCCGAAGACUCCGCUUCCCACGCUGCCGCUAGGAGUGUCCUCCGAGGUCAGGCACGGCGAGUUUGUUGUUGCUAUGGGCAGUCCCUUCGCCCUCCAGAACACCAUCACGUCCGGGAUUGUCAGCUCUGUGCAGAGAGGGGGUCAGGAGCUUGGCAUGGCCCACUCAGAUAUGGAAUAUAUUCAGACCGAUGCGUCCAUCGAUUUCGGAAACUCUGGAGGCCCACUGGUCAACUUGGACGGGGAGGUGAUUGGAAUUAACACCAUGAAGGUGACAGCUGGAAUAUCGUUCGCCAUUCCAUCCGACAGGCUGCGGCAGUUCCUCGUGCAGGCCAAACAGAGCAAAAAGUCCUGGUUCGGAGUGGAAACGAAACAUCGAUACAUUGGUGUCCUGAUGCUGACUCUCACCCCUCAAAUUCUGCGUGAGCUGAAACUGCGAGAUCCCAGAUUCCCAAAUGUCUCCCAUGGUGUUUUAAUCCACAAAGUGAUCACUGGAUCCCCAGCAUACCUAGCUGGGGUGAGGCCGGGAGACAUUGUCCUGGAGAUAAACGGGCGUGUGGUGAAGACAGCAGAAGAUGUUUACCAGGCGGUUCACCGGGAGAACUCUCUGACCGUGGUGGUCCGCAGAGGAAGCGAGGAACUCAUGAUCAAUAUUGUCCCAGAGGUCCAAGAGUGAUGGGCGCAUGGGGAGUGAGGGUGCAGUGUUUGGAGCCAGGAGUGGCUCCUGGGUAACCCUGGAGCUGACCAGGCACAGCUCAGCAAUCCGGACU